Messenger RNA from Penaeus monodon (black tiger shrimp), 406 nucleotides. RefSeq lists its product as uncharacterized. NCBI's taxonomy places the organism in Eukaryota, Metazoa, Arthropoda, Malacostraca, Decapoda, Penaeidae. The record is from RefSeq and is a predicted model, not a curated record.
CGUGGGCUAGCUGAGGGGUUUGGCGCCAAAUGCCCGUUGAAGAUUUUCCCUCUGCCUUGUCCGUCGCCAUCUUGGGCGCCAUCUUGUUAUCCCCGUAUCUACGAGGGCGACCCACUGACGUUAUCCCUCGCAGGCCUCGAGGGGGACAUCGUGACGUCGUUGCCUCGAUUAGCUUGGGCCAAAUCUCCUAAAAAACUAAAAAUGUCCAGGGCGUCUCCAUCCUCCACCUGCAGCGCCUCCGUCAGGCGGUACCUUCUGCAGCGUCGCCGUCAGCGUCUCCGUCAGGAUCCUCACGCCCUGGUCCACACUUGUAAUAUUGGUCGCGGGGACAAUUUGUGGGGGUUUAGGAUGAUGCUGAGCGGGUGUGGGUUGCCAAAAGGAGCAGUAGGAGCGGCAGCUCACUACA